Messenger RNA from Hypanus sabinus (Atlantic stingray), 1231 nucleotides. Its product is annotated as CKLF-like MARVEL transmembrane domain-containing protein 6. The coding region runs from base 76 to 672 and encodes 198 amino acids. Gene Ontology annotation, cellular component: membrane. Lineage: Eukaryota; Metazoa; Chordata; Chondrichthyes; Myliobatiformes; Dasyatidae. The record is from RefSeq and is a predicted model, not a curated record. The transcript has a single exon.
ACAGCUCUGUUGAGUUGAGGAAGUGGUUGAGGGAGUGUUGGUGGGGCCGCCGCCUCUUUAAUACUCAGCGACACAAUGCCGCAGCGGGAAACGCCGGGGAACGGAGCCAUGGAGGUGGGCCAGGUCUACGAGAGAACCACUGAGCCCAUCCAGAGUACCGGGGGCUUCUGUAAUUUAGGCUACUUCUCCAGAAAAAGAUGUAUUGCGAAGGUGUUGGAAGUGGUCUUUUCAUUUCUCGCCUUUGUUCUGGAAGAGGUGGUGGCAAUCUGCAACGUCUGUCAUGCACUUUAUUUCUUCGAGUUUGUCAGCUGCAGCGCCUUCUUCCUGACUUUACUGCUGUUAAUUAUAUUGGGUACUUCUCUGAGACAAAAAGUGGACAGAAUCGACUGGAAAAAAGUGGACAUUUUUUAUACUGCUGUGAUAGCGUUGUUUUUCGUGAUUGCCUCAAUCGUGUUUGCAGCCAAGAAUGGAGGAUCUGACUUGGAGAAAGCUGCUGUGGCAUUUGGAUUCCUGGCUUCUUUUGCCUUCGUAGUGGAUGCUGUGCUGUAUUUGAUAGAAGAGAAAUGGAGCACUAGCAGAAAAGAAACAGGGCCACCUGAGACAACAAGAAGCUCUGAAAAUGUCAAAGGAGAGACAGAUCCAUUGAAUGAUCCUGCAACUGUACCUGUCUGAGCUGCAGAGGCAAACCUCGUGUUUUUAAAGAAAAAUAAAUAAUUUACCUGUUUUGUAUGUGUGUAUUUUAAAUGCUUGGACUUGAUCCAAGAAAAUAAACUGUUCAAAGAUCUCUCGUCUUUGGCCUAAAUGUCAGGUGUUUCUUUUCCUAGUUGUGAGUCGAACCCAUGAUACAAAUUGCUGAUUAUCAUUUAAGCAUGAUUCCUUUAUGUAUAUAUUUAAUAGGCAGAUGGGAUAAGAUUAAUGAACUUGGUGAUCUGUGGUCAUACAGUGUGUUGGUGUUUCUGGUCUGAACCUUUUCCCUAUUAUGAAGAAUUUACAUUUUGUUCAUGGAAACUGGGAUUUAAAUGAUAUCAUAACUUGCAUAUUGUGCCUCUUAAUUGUUUAAAUCAAUCUUGUUAUAUCAAAAAUAGUCUUGUUUAUAAUUGUUUAAAGCAAAAUGCCAACAAAAGUACACUAAUAUUCACUUUCUUUACACAAUUUAGUCAAGUUGCUUGAACAAUGAUAUUUAAGUACCUGCUUUAUCUUGUAUUCAGUUUAAGUCUAUGAAUGGACUUCU